Messenger RNA from Peromyscus californicus insignis, 966 nucleotides. RefSeq names its product olfactory receptor 7G2-like. Gene Ontology annotation, biological process: G protein-coupled receptor signaling pathway. NCBI's taxonomy places the organism in Eukaryota, Metazoa, Chordata, Mammalia, Rodentia, Cricetidae. Gene Ontology annotation, molecular function: olfactory receptor activity; G protein-coupled receptor activity. The transcript has 2 exons. The record is from RefSeq and is a predicted model, not a curated record. Gene Ontology annotation, cellular component: membrane. The coding region runs from base 1 to 966 and encodes 321 amino acids.
AUGUAUACAAUCAGAUUCACCUACAAAAUGGAAUCUAAAAACCAAACAGGUGUUUCAGAAUUCUUUCUUAUGGGAAUAACAGAUGAUCUCACACUGCAACCCCUCAUCUUCAGCCUGUUUACCUCCAUGUACCUGAUUACCAUCUUAGCAAAUGUGCUCAUCAUUCUGACUGUCAGCUCUGAUUCCCAUCUCCAAACACCCAUGUAUAUUUUUCUCUCCAAUUUGUCCUUUAAUGACAUCUGCUUAAGCACAACUAUCAUUCCAAAGAUGUUGGUGAACAUUCAGACACAGGAUCAGAGCAUCACAUACACAGGCUGUCUCACUCAAAUCUGUUUUAUCUUGCUGUUUUGUAGUUUGGAAAGUUGUCUUCUUUCAGCAAUGUCAUAUGACCGCUAUGUAGCCAUAUGUCAUCCCUUGACCUACACAACAAUCAUGAAUCCUCAAACCUGUGGUCUGCUGAUUCUACUUUCUCUUAUCAUUAGCCUUGUGAACACUGGACUGCUCGGUCUGAUGGUGUUGCGGUUGUCCUUUUGCACAGACCUAGAUAUCCCUCUAUUUUUCUGUGAACUAGCCCAAGUCAUCAAGCUAGCCUGCUCUGACACCCUUAUCAAUUAUGUUCUGAUAUAUCUUGCAACAAUCAUACUUAAUGGCAUUCCAGUCUCUGGAAUAAUUUUCUCUUAUACUCAAAUUGUUUCUUCUGUUUUGAGAAUAUCCUCCAUGAAAGGAAGGUAUAAAGCCUUCUCUACCUGUGGUGCUCACCUGGCAGUGGUUUCCUUAUUCUAUGGUACAGCAUUGGGUGUUUAUAUCAGCUCUUCAUUCACCAGUUCAGUCACAAAUACUGCAUUGGCUUAUGUGAUGUGCACAUUGGUCCCUCAAAUGUUGAAUCCCUUUAUAUAUAGCUUGAGGAAUAAAGACAUUAAUGUAGCCUUGAGGAAACACAUUAGUACAGCAAUGUGUCUUCUCUGA